UUUAUUAUAUAAUAAUACAGACCAUAUUUUCGCGUCAAACAUUUGACGAUCCUACGUCAGGUGAACAAAAUGAUCGGCAAUGGUUAAAUAAGGGGCCUUCUGAAUAAAUUAUUUUAAAUCAAAAGAAAUAAAAUAUAAUGCACCAAGACAAUAUUCCCCGAGAUGGCGGUAUUCAAGAAAAUAACAACGAAAGAAGAAAUGGUUAUAACCUUAAUCGACGGCAUUAUUAUGCUAUUUCUUUAAUUUUUGUCAUUUUGGCAGUUACGUAUCAAUUUUCACCAACAUCUGAGACGAUUGUAUUCACUUUUGAAGAAUUUAUUAAAUACGCUGAGAAAUUUGGUUAUGCUUUCGAUAUAUUUAAAUUACCAUCAAACGAAGAAAUAAACCAAAAUAUUGUAAAUUGUACUAGUUUAGCUCUUAGAAUUGAACAGAGUGUAGCAUUUAAUGAUACUGGACCUGAAUUAGUAAUGAAUCUUAAUGAUUUUAGCUCGAAAUUGGAAAUUGCGAAAUCUUCUUAUACAAAAAUAUUGGAUCCCAAUCUUCAAAAUUCUAUUAAGGGAUCAAUAGAAGCUUUAGACAAUUUUCUUUCUUCCGUAGAAGAAGCUUACGAAGCUACAUCAACGGCAGAAUCAUUUCGUAGUGGUACUCAUAAACAAGUCAUUAAGGCAAAAGAUGAAGUACAAAGAUUUAUUGAAAAUAUCAAUAACCCAAGUUAUUCGAAACGAAUUCGUGAUCUCAUUGAUUCGGUAACUGAUACUACAAAAGUGAAUGCUUUAAAAGUUGAUAAUAAAAUAGCCACAGAAAUCGAAUCUUUCUUAACGUAUUUAGAUGAUGAUUUAAAUAGGGUUAAGAGUAUUUUAUUAAAAUUUAAAGAAAAUCUGGGAAAACACAAAAAUUUUCUACGUCAACUUGAAGCUGGCAUAGAACCUAUAAAACAACUCAAAUGGAACGAACAUGAGAUCAAUCAAGUUAGAGAAUUAUUAAAUAUGAUAAAAGAAAAUCAUAAAAACUUUAAAUCAAGAGUAAAUCAAUAAUAUGUGUAUCAAUAAUCUGUUUUUUUUUUUAAUUAAAGAAAAAUUUCUUAUUUCUGUCCAAAAUUUUUGGGCGGAGUUAUUCAGUGCUUAGUUUAUGCACCUGCACGUGAUAAAGUACGUCAACAUCUGUACCCCAUAUAGGUGCACAAAUACUGGUUACGCGUU
Rhizophagus irregularis DAOM 181602=DAOM 197198 is the source of this 1199-nucleotide messenger RNA. NCBI's taxonomy places the organism in Eukaryota, Fungi, Glomeromycota, Glomeromycetes, Glomerales, Glomeraceae. The record is from RefSeq and is a predicted model, not a curated record.